AUGAAGGUUCUAGCAAUUCUUGCUCUGUUUGGUGCUAUCGUGGCCUGCCAAGCCUAUCGUAUAAAGGGAUAUAGAGAUGACUAUGACGACGGUUAUGGAGGUGGUUAUAAAGGUGGUUAUGGAGUAGGAUAUAAAGGUGGAUAUGGAGUAGUAUAUAAAGGUGGAUAUGGAGGUGGCUAUGGAGGUGGCUAUGACGGCUACGAUAGAGGGUACGGAGGAGGGUAUGGCGGCGGCUACGGUGGCGGCUACGGCGGCGGAUAUAACGGCUACAGUGGCUAUGGCGGUGACUUUGGCGGUUACGGAGGUGGCCAUGGUGGAUUCGGUGGAGGCUAUGGCGGAUACCAUGCAAAAAAAUACUAA
This is a messenger RNA of Mya arenaria, 360 nucleotides long. RefSeq names its product glycine-rich protein 3-like. Bases 1 to 360 code for a protein of 119 amino acids. The record is from RefSeq and is a predicted model, not a curated record. The transcript is spliced from 2 exons. Lineage: Eukaryota; Metazoa; Mollusca; Bivalvia; Myida; Myidae.